GCUGUUGUAAGAAACCAGAUCCUUUUGACCAUAUGCCAAAAUCUUUGCUUUUUUAGCCCCUUCGAUAGUUUUAUGAGAGACUUUCCUACAUUCUCAUCUUGUAAGUUCUGUCCACACAGUUUAUGAUUUUAGAAUGGCUCGCGUAAGGUUACCUGCUAUCGGCUGUGUCGACCGCCUCCGCCAAGAUGAGCCCCACAUAUGUAGCGUGCGGAGACAAUCUCUGUUAGUUCGUCAUCCCGCAUUUCUCUAUCAAGAUAUCAAGAUUUUGAUAAACGUUGAAAAAUCAUCAAUCAAUAUUAUGAAGAUGAAAUAUACAUACUCGAUACCAUUUCUUUUAACGGCAAUCUUCACUACUACUAUUCUGGGUAAAGAUAUUGAAAGACCUCUGCUAAAUAACAAUCUCGGCCCCAUAAUGCCUCCUAAAUCCGAAUCGUCUUCCGAUCCUAUUGGUGGUGGUGAUACAAUCAUUCUAUCAGAUGUUAUUGGUAAAGAUCGCAGUAUCAAUAUAUUUGCAGGCUUCACAAGAGAUAUAGCACCCAUAAGCCAGCGAAUCGCCAAUAAUGAUCAAAAUACUACCAUUCUUGCUCCCGUCAAUUCUGCGAUAAUGGGUUUACCUCGAAAACCAUGGGAAGAUCCAGAAGACUAUGAUAAACUUGGGUCGAAUGCGUAUGAGGGCGAAGAUGGAGAAGAGAGAGCCCAUAGGAAUCUGCGAAGAUUUGUGGAGGCUCAUAUCGUUCCUGCGAGUCCAUGGAAGGAAGGAGAGAAAGUUAAGACUCUACUUGGAGACGAAGUUUGGUGGGAGAAUAAGGAUGGUGUCAAGCAAGUAAGUUAAACGUAAUAUAUGCAGUCCAUACUUGCUGAUCUCUUUUGUAGUUGCAGCCCGGGAAUAUUGAGGUCUCUAGCAUGGCAGGUGAUGUUUAUAAUGGGCAAGUCUGGAUAUUAAAGGGCGUGAGGAGUUAUGCAUAAGUUGGGCGUUACUCGGACUUGGUCUUUUGAAUAACUAGUGGAUUUGGCUGGGUAUACAUAACUCAGAUGCUUUGCCCUUGCUGUUGCGUGUUGUGACGAGGAGGAGGAUCUUAGCUCUGCUUGGUAUAUUUAUAUGGCUUACAUAAUGAUAAUGAUUUCAUUUACGUAUUCGAAUCCUUGA
Messenger RNA from Sclerotinia trifoliorum, 1147 nucleotides. NCBI's taxonomy places the organism in Eukaryota, Fungi, Ascomycota, Leotiomycetes, Helotiales, Sclerotiniaceae. The record is from the annotation of a GenBank genome assembly.